CCCCGCGUGGCCGCGGGGGCCUUGGAGGUGGACAUGGACAUGGCCAACGUGCAGCUGGGGGGCAGGGCCUGGCGCAAGAACGAGUGGCCGCCGAAGAAGUCCGAGCACAAGGCGAGUAUCAGCGUCGACGACAAGGGGGGGGCCCCGAUCACCGCCGUCCACCAGUGGCCGUUCUACGAGAUUCCCAUAGAGGACGUCCCUAUAUUGGAUGGGCCGUUCGACAAGGACACUCUGAAGCUGUACAAGGUGAUGGACAUGUCCGACAGCGUGCUGAAGGCGUUCAUGCUGAGCAACCGCUGGAACAUGAACAAUGCGAGGAGGUCCGCCGGCUUCGACAGGAAGGGCAUCGCCGCGCUCAGCAGCGCGCGGGUGGUCGUGCCGGCCCUGAACCGCAUCUUCAACGGCCUGGGCGCCUGGCGGACCUGGCGGUCGGAGGCCCCGGACAGGGCCGACACCCGGGAGAGCUUCGACGAGUUCGCCGCGGAGAAGGGCGCCGACGAGGACACGGCGGCCGAGCUGCGGGCGAUCCUCUUCGGCGACGACCAGGCGACGGCGGCCCUGCGGAUCACCGCCCUCGUCGGGACGCAGCGGGGCGCGGCGCUCGCCCUCUGGGCCCUGGAGCCCGACAGCUCGAGCGUGAGGCUGGACUUCUGCGUGGGCGAGGAUUGCCUCGCCGAGGGGCCCGAGGUCGAGAUGCUGUUGAUGCGGUUGGUGGCGUCGGAGGCCCGCGAGCAGGGGGCCAAGCGCCUGCGCUGCCGCGCGCGGCAGACGGAGGAGGGCAAGCUCUUCCCCCCGAAGUCCUUCAAGACGCUGGGCCUGACCGCGACGCCCGCCGCCACCGCGGGGUUCGAGAUCGACCUGGGCGACGACGCCGAGGAGGCCGACUGGAGCGUCCCCAAGGACAUGGAGGACGACGAGGAGCAAUGGAUGAAGGUCGUGCGCAUACGAGAAGCGGUGCCGGGCGUUCGGGAUUGGCUGCGG
Messenger RNA from Prorocentrum cordatum, 981 nucleotides. NCBI's taxonomy places the organism in Eukaryota, Dinophyceae, Prorocentrales, Prorocentraceae. The record is from the annotation of a GenBank genome assembly.